UUUCUCAUUCUCUCUGCAACCCCUGGCAAGGGGAAUGCUCUGUGAGGGCAGCAUAUGGACGUCUCACAUCUCUACUUUGUCCUCUGAGAGAAGAAUACUGGAUUAAUUUGUUUGGGAAAUUAUCUUGCUCUUCUUGCAAGUUUCAAUAUUGCACAGAAUGCAGAAAUUUGCAAUUGUACCGUGCAUCUCUUUGCAGACAGGGCUUAUUAGGGGCUGCCUUUCCGUGGUUUUACUCAUCACCCAGAGGUGGGUGUUCUGUCACACAAUGUCCUGCGGAUUGAAAAGGCACAGGGUCAGUUGCCCACCACUGGAAAGGAGGACCUCUCAGGGACAGACCCUCCAUGCAACCAGGCAGUGACCAGACAUCUUUGGGUACAAGAUGAGAUUUUCCCAUCAAAGGGUGAUUUUGGCACCACCCUUGAGAGCAAAGCCUUCCGGGGAGCAGGGAGUCGUCGGGGGGCGGUCGGGACGGCUCUGGUGUGGUGCUCGCAGUGAACUAAGCAGGAAGCACACAAUUUCCUCUGCUGUGGUAUUUCUUGAAGGUGUAUCGAGCCCCGGGCCCGGCGACGGCUGCAGCGGGACAGGCGCUGAGCUGCCCCUGCACAGCCCGAGCCUCCCGCUGCGCUCUGCCCUGCGCCGAGCCAGCCCCGCUACAGGGGCACGGCCUGACCGCACCCUCCGGAGAUGGCAGAUGGCAGGAGCCACCCCCAGCCUGGGGACCUGAUCGAGAUCUUCCGGCCCGUUUACCAGCACUGGGCUCUCUACGUCGGGGAUGGAUAUGUCAUCCAUGUGACUGAUGAAGGAGACUCAUCCGUUUUGGGUAGCAGCUCAUCAAUGUCCGCCACAAGGGCCAAAGUGAAGAAGGAGCUCCUGAAGAAGGUGGCCGGAAAUAACAAAUGGUGUGUCAACAACAAGUAUGAUCGCUCCCUCACUCCUCUCCCCGUGGAGGAGAUCAUCCGGCGUGCUGAGCAAUGGAUAGGCGUGGAGGUGCCCUAUAAUGUGCUUGGCAGCAACUGUGAGCACUUUGUGACAGGGCUGCGCUACAGAAACAGAGUCUCUGACCAGGCCACAAGUGGAAUUGUUCGCAGUUUUACAGCAGCAGUAGCAGGUGGUGUUAGUCUUGCCGUUCCUGUUGUUACUGCUACUGCUACUGCAGCAGUAGCAGUAGCAGUCAUUGUUGGUUUUGCUGGUGCUUUUGCUGAGAUAACAUUGUCCAAGGGCCUUUGAGGUCAUAGUACUAUUGAUGGGCCACAAGAAAGAGCUCAGAGCAAAGCAGGGGGAGCCCCUGGCUACAGCGAUCACUGGUCUGCUUUUGCUACAUUUGCCACCAAGGCUGACUAGCAACUCUGCCAUCCUUACUGUAAACAUUAAAUCAGCCUUAAUAAAGCAUCUGAAAUCCAAACUCAUGUUGCCCUAAACCCCUCUUUUAUCUAUUUGUGUAUUGCUUUGUUCACAAGUUUAACCAUUCAGCCUUGCUUUUCCCUGCCUUCUCAUGAAGACAUGAUAAAUCAGGAACAUCACUGUUAUGAUAGGCAGGACAUGUGCUGUGUCUUGAAACCUUAGCCAGCUUGUGCUGCCUAAAUGGAGCAGCUCCUGGGAGGUCGGGCAGUAGGAGGGAAGGGCAGGUCAUACAGGCUGUAUACUUCAGUGUUUGACAGGGUCAUUCUGAGUUUGGUGUGGUGGUGUUUUGCUCAGUUUUUACCUGCCUACAAAUUCUUCCUCUCCCUGGCUCUUCUGGCUCUCUUUGGCAGUAGCAGACCUCCGGUGUGGGGAAGUCUGACAGAAAAACCACAGCUGCCUUUUUCUCUGUCAGCUCUUCAUUCCACUCUAGCAUCAAAAUUUCCCACUUCAUCCCUGUAUGUGCAGUGAUUGCUGGCCUUGAAGCUGGACAAGCCUGAGAGACGAUUUUGAUGAUCCCUUCCAACUCUCAACCCAUUCUAGGAUUCUACUCUGUGAGCU
This is a messenger RNA of Prinia subflava (tawny-flanked prinia), 1959 nucleotides long. Its product is annotated as phospholipase A and acyltransferase 3-like. The record is from RefSeq and is a predicted model, not a curated record. Lineage: Eukaryota; Metazoa; Chordata; Aves; Passeriformes; Cisticolidae. The transcript has 4 exons. Gene Ontology annotation, biological process: N-acylphosphatidylethanolamine metabolic process. Gene Ontology annotation, cellular component: cytoplasm. The coding region runs from base 685 to 1227 and encodes 180 amino acids. Gene Ontology annotation, molecular function: glycerophospholipid phospholipase A1 activity; A2-type glycerophospholipase activity.